This is a messenger RNA of Ascoidea rubescens DSM 1968, 360 nucleotides long. RefSeq lists its product as uncharacterized. The coding region runs from base 1 to 360 and encodes 119 amino acids. Lineage: Eukaryota; Fungi; Ascomycota; Saccharomycetes; Ascoideales; Ascoideaceae. The record is from RefSeq and is a predicted model, not a curated record. The transcript has 3 exons.
AUGACAAUAGCAAUUGACGGCAAUGUCAUUGACCACUUGCCGAUUGAAGAUGCGAUGGAAUCCAAUGCAUCUAAAUAUAGAAACCCCCAUGAAGCCCAUGAAUAUAAUGCCAUCACCCAAGAAGAUGUCAUCCCAGAUGGUGUCAAAACCGAAAUCGGAAAUUCAGUUGUAUCACGAGCGGCCACCGAUCAAUUUCAAGACGUCGAUAGUACUGACACUGCUGCAAAAUCUAAUAUGAACCAACAUCCUGCGACUAAAAAAAAUACAUCAAAUUGGAACUCCAAAAACGAGGAUGAAUGUACUGCCAUUAGCAUAGCAAUAAAAGUGAAAGACGAACAUGAUGACAAAAAAUUUGGUUGA